AUGCUGCCCAGGCGACCUCUACUGAAGGUUCUGCUCAAUACAAAACGCAGCAGCGAAAAGGGAAAGUCUCCUUUUGUCGACUAUGCUGUUGCAAAGUUGCCUGCCACCCCGCCAAAGUGCAAAAAACUCCUGCUAGACGACUUUGAGUUUGGCAAAGUAUUGGGCAAGGGCAAGCUAGGCAAGGUGUAUUGCGUGAAGCACCGGGAACUGGGACUCGUGUGUGCCAUCAAGGCCAUGAGCAAAAAAGAUUUGGUCAAUCUGAAGCUAGAGAAGAAUCUACGGAGAGAGAUUGAAAUCCAGAGAGACUUAGUCCACCCCAAUGUAUCUCGCUUGUACGGCUACUUCUACGACGACACGAACGUCUACUUGAUUCUAGAGUACGCGUUGUAUGGCGAAGUGUACCAAUUGUUGAAAACACGGCGCCGUUUCGACGAAAUCACCGCAUCAAAGUACAUCUUCCAGGUCUCCCAGGGCCUCCAGUACUUGCACUCCCACAAUGUCAUCCACAGGGAUAUCAAGCCAGAAAAUAUUUUGCUCCUGGAUUUGGGCGACGUGAAACUCAGCGACUUUGGCUGGUCCGUGAAGCUGGAUCCGUUGACCCAAAAAAGACUCACUGUUUGUGGAACCUUGGACUAUCUUUCACCCGAGAUGGUCGAGUCUCGCUCCCACGAUUUUGGCGUUGAUAUAUGGCUGUUGGGUGUUUUGGCGUACGAGUUCUUGGUUGGCAGACCGCCUUUUGAAGACGACGACAAAGGCACCACCUAUAAACGAAUCGCACGUGUGGACCUACGAAUCCCGGGAUUCUUGUCCGAAGAGGCUGCCGACUUUAUCACUAAGCUUCUACAGAAGAACCCUCGUCAGAGACUUGCAUUGGCCGAGGUUGCCAACCAUCCAUGGAUCGAGAAGCACCGUCCUCACUGGAAGUCCGUAAACUAG
This is a messenger RNA of Candidozyma duobushaemuli, 936 nucleotides long. Its product is annotated as aurora family serine/threonine-protein kinase. Gene Ontology annotation, molecular function: ATP binding; protein kinase activity. NCBI's taxonomy places the organism in Eukaryota, Fungi, Ascomycota, Pichiomycetes, Serinales, Metschnikowiaceae. Gene Ontology annotation, biological process: regulation of cytokinesis; mitotic spindle organization; protein phosphorylation. The transcript has a single exon. The record is from RefSeq and is a predicted model, not a curated record. Gene Ontology annotation, cellular component: spindle midzone; spindle pole centrosome; spindle microtubule. The coding region runs from base 1 to 936 and encodes 311 amino acids.